Blumeria graminis f. sp. triticale is the source of this 960-nucleotide messenger RNA. The record is from the annotation of a GenBank genome assembly. Lineage: Eukaryota; Fungi; Ascomycota; Leotiomycetes; Helotiales; Erysiphaceae.
AUGGUUACAGUGUGUGUUGCUGCGUUUCUUCUGUCAAUUUUGAACCCUUACAUUGCGGAUCGCAUGGUUUUGGUCGAAUUAUCAAAGGCUCGUACAUAUGUCCACCGCGAGAUAAGUACAGCGAAUCAGUUCCCCAUGAAUAAGCCUAGUAAAGAUAUUUAUAUGAUUAAAAGCGACAUUAAAAGGCCUGGAACUUCUUACGCAAUUUAUUGCUCGCAGAAAUUGGAUGGGCGAACUUUAAUGGACGGACUUCUCAAUCAAUUAAUUCCUUUCACUGUUGACAGACGAAUUAAAGAUCAGCGUAGAAUUAAUCCAGAAAAUCCAUGUCUUUCGCAGCUUUCAAGUAUGGCCUUGAAAAAGAACUACAAUCUUAUCUUGACGAGCGAAAUAAUAAACAACAAUGUUUGCACGGGAAGAAAUCUGAUGGAGCUGGCUCUGCACAAAUAUAUCCAUAUCCAUGAAUAUCGUACCAAUGGGAGUGAGGAAAGACUAAAAAAAAUUCGGGUUUAUUUUGACGUAGGGAUGGAAAUUGAGUUUGGCGAAGGACAGGUUUACUUUGAGGGCAAAAAAGUAAAUAAUCAAACUGAAGAUGAGAUUUUAAUAUGGUACCUAGGCUACUUACACGUACUUCGCCGCAGAAUAAAAAGAGGGGGGUGGUAUGCAAGCACCUCUCUAACAUCAAUGGAUUUGAAUGGAUAUGAUAUAUCUAAAUUUAUCCGGCGAAACAGCCCUCCGUUCAAGAGGUUCGUCGAAACUUGGGAGUUCUUAGGAACUCUAGUAGACGAAAGGAAAAAUUAUCCGGGCUUAACUGAAAAGGAAUUAACGAAAGAGAGGCAACGAAAGAUAUCUCAUGAGAAGAUAGAGAGACUAAAAUUGGGUAAUCUUAAGCCGUCAGAUGUCCAUGGUACUAUAGUAAGCUUUACAUGGUUUGGGGAUCGUGAUCAGACGUUGUUUUGGUAA